GUGCUGCUUGCGUUCGUAAUUAUUAAGUUUUUUUCCUUUGCAGACCGCUGCUGUGGAACAUUAUUAAAGCAGCCAAAAACUUCUAAUAUUUACCCGAAACGGUAUUUCAAAAAAGCCCGAUUGGGCGGGAAAAUCGCGGACCUGGAAACUGAUCAUCAGCAGAUAUUUAGGACCAGGUGACUUAAAGGGUAAUGUUUGCAAAAUAGCGAGUUUAAUCUGCAUUUUCCCUUUACGUUUCCAUGUUUGCUUGUGGAGUCCUGAGUUAAUUCCUGUGAUGAACCUUGUUGUCAAAAAUUCUACCAAGCUCUCCGCCAUGGUCCUGCUCCUGAGGUCCUCAUCACGCAGCUCUUGAUCAGGCUCUCCAACGAGUCCUGUGCUGGAGGUCUUCGUAAGAAAGAACAGUCUCAGCGGUACGCUGGCUGCAGGGGGCUCCAGCUGCAGCGGGUCCAAGCAGAAGGAUUUGCCCCCUCUUGGGGCUGAAUUGGAUCGGGGGAGCAUUCCCCACCAUCAGAGAAGUCCGGUCUUCCGGCGCUGGAAGCCUCACACAGGGAUGCCCCCGGUCCUGCAACCUGGAUCCUCCCGCGCUAGGGAGAAGCCCCACAGUGCCUCGCUCUCAUCUGGCCUGAACCGAUUCCUGAACACCUUGCUCCAGCAUCCUCUCAGCGCCCAGCCCAGUACACCCAAGGCUUUCACCAGCUCCAGCACCAGCCCACCACCAGGACCCACAGAAGCACCUCACAGAGGAGCACAUUCUUCAGAGCAGGUCCACAGGAUCAGCAGAGACCUGGAUAAGGAGAACGCCCACUUCAUCGUGGUGGACAUGGUACUGGAGGUGCUGGAGGAGGCUGUGUGGGCAUCCCGGACAAAGAAGGGGCCCCGGCUGGCAGGGAGGCGUGGCCAGCAUAAGCCCAGGCACAGAGCCAGUGCUCAACUCUCUGCACCCACCGCAGACCUCCACUCCGUGGACUCAAGCCCCAUCUUCUCCCAGGCAAAACCCCCUGGAGACCAGGCAUGUGACCCAGGCUGUGGGACUGACCAGAUAUCUGCCACUGGAAGCGCUGACUCUUCCCCACCAAAAUCCUCUUUGAUGCCCUCGAUCCCCUGCUCUGCUGAAGCCCUGGCCCAACAGCUGAUGUCAGCCUUCUGGAAGCAGUGGCUCCCCCAGCAGAGCCGCUGGUGCCGGUCGGGGCCGCGGGUCCUAAAGCUGGACGAGUUGCUAUCCAGCAGGAACUCCAUGAUGAUGGAGAACAGUCCCGCUUUGACAGAGGAGAUCAGGCAGAAGUCCAGGAUGAGAGGAACUCACACCUGGACCCCACCCCGUUUCCAGAUCAUCUACAACAUCCACCCCCCAAGGAAGCGGAGCACGGUUGUGGCUUCACAGCAGUACCUGUGCGCUGGCUGUGGCACUGAGGUGGAAGUCAGAUACAUCAAGAAACUGCGAUACUGCGAGUACCUGGGAAAGUACCUCUGCGACUGCUGCCAUAGCCUGGAUGAGUCGGUGGUCCCGGGUCAUAUUGUUGAGCACUGGGACUUCACCCGCUACCCCGUGUGCAACUUCUCCAAGCAGCUCCUGGAGAACAUAUGGCAUCAGCCCCUCUUCAGUGCCACCAGCAUAAGUAGGAGCCUGCACCCCAGGCCUCGGGAGCUGGAAAAGUUCAGGGAGCUUCAGGAGCAACUGGUAUCCAUUAAGAAGUUCCUGGCAGCAUGCAGACUGACAGAUGGGCUCCUGCAGGAAUUUGAACAGCUGCCCCAUCACCUAACUCAGGACCCGCCUCUUCUCUCUUUGGACGACCUUCUGGGCAUAAAGCGCGGGUCUCUAGUGGCACAGGCCAAAGCACUGCGGCGGAAGGCCCUCGCCCACAUGGAUCACUGUGAGCUCUGCCUUGCCAACGGCUUCAUCUGUGAGUUCUGCCAGGGCUCUGAUGUCAUCUUCCCCUUCCAAAAGGAGACGUGUAAACGCUGUACAGCAUGCAAGGCCUGUUUCCAUAGUGACUGCUUCCGAAAUGCAGGAUGCCCUCGAUGUGCUCGAAUUGAGACUCGCAAGAAGCUAAUGGACAAUUGUGCUGUACCAGAGGCAUAGUGCUUCCUGGAGAAACUAUUUUUAUUACAAUUUGUCUGAGAAAUGAAAUGUUUCUGUUUAUUUUACGUUUUUUAAUGCUUUUAAUCAAAUUGAUAAACAACUGGGGAUACAGAGUCAGCCGUUCUCUGAAGUGAUUGAGCCUCAAGGGCCCAAUGGUGAAGUCAGUCUGCCAACCCUAGGAUUUGAACCAGUGACCUUCCAACCAGAAGUACAGUGUGCAAACCCACAGAAGCACACAGCUCCUCACUUAUUUAACUGCACAGGAAUGUCCCAAAGCAUUCAGAACAUCUGCAAGGGCUCUGAGGCUGUCACCAGUAUGAACAGGAAGUGGGCAGCUGCCUUGCACUUGUAAAAUGUGCUCCAGCAAUGGCUGUCUAAUUUUCUUCCUCUUUCCAAUGUCAUGUGAAACUGGACAUUGCAAAUGGCACGCUGUUCAAAAUAGUCCAAGUUUAAUGCUGUGUAUUUGAGGCUUGGAUGCAGUAAGACAUGGCCUGAGAAACAACUUCAGAAUUGGGACCGAAGUGGAGAACUAAUGAUACAGUUGCAGUGACUGUUUUAUGCAGUUAUAUGUUGAAAGUUACAAUGUGAAUAAAUCUCUUAGAAGUC
Messenger RNA from Brienomyrus brachyistius, 2686 nucleotides. It is a transcript of the gene rubcnl, whose product is annotated as rubicon like autophagy enhancer. NCBI's taxonomy places the organism in Eukaryota, Metazoa, Chordata, Actinopteri, Osteoglossiformes, Mormyridae. Bases 551 to 2080 code for a protein of 509 amino acids. Gene Ontology annotation, molecular function: phosphatidylinositol phosphate binding. The record is from RefSeq and is a predicted model, not a curated record. Gene Ontology annotation, biological process: autophagosome-lysosome fusion; autophagosome maturation; autophagosome-endosome fusion. The transcript has 14 exons. Gene Ontology annotation, cellular component: intracellular membrane-bounded organelle; autophagosome membrane.